Poecilia reticulata (guppy) is the source of this 1295-nucleotide messenger RNA. Its product is annotated as SERTA domain-containing protein 3. The record is from RefSeq and is a predicted model, not a curated record. Lineage: Eukaryota; Metazoa; Chordata; Actinopteri; Cyprinodontiformes; Poeciliidae. Gene Ontology annotation, molecular function: transcription regulator activity. Gene Ontology annotation, cellular component: nucleus.
UUUAAAAAUUAAUUUUACUACAAUUAUUUGCAAAUUUUGCUGCUUUUUGUUUUUGUUUUUUUACUUGAAUUUCAAGGGGAGCCAGUGUGUUCUCACUAAAGUGGGGAAGGGGUCAGCUGUGUUCUCACUGCGUUCUAUGCUGACAGAAACAGGCUGCAGACCAAACUGGACUCAUUUACAGGUCAAUGUUGGGUCGAGGUGUGAAGCGGAAGUGGAGCAGCCUGGAGGCCGAGCAGCUCCCCGAUGCCGCAGCGUUGGAGGACAAGAGGCUGGACACAGCGUUGGAGGACUCAGAGGAGGACAGAGGGGACCGACGGUCCAGGACCGACGCUGGCCACCUGCAGCAGCGGCAGCUGGUGCUCAGCCUCUGCCUGGAGAAGCUGCAGCACUACCAGGCCGGCGUGGAGCUCAGCUUGCGGCGCUCCGUGCUCCUCAUCAACACGCUCAGGCAGAUCCAGGAGGAGAUGCGGAGCGACGGGACGGACGUGCGACUCGGCGGCAUGAGCCCCGACGCGCGGCUCCUCAGGGACGACUUUAGGGAGGACGAGUUGGUCACGUGCCCCGGUUGCACGGAGGGAGACGCGGAAGGCCUGUCUCCCCCGCCGUCCCCUGAACCGACAAACACCGCCCCCACGGACCUACAGAAACCUCCGCCCAACACAAUCGGUCACACCUUUAGCGAUGCGGGAAGCGCCAUGGGCUACCUAAGUGACCUCGCCCUAGAUGAUAUCUUCGAGGACAUUGACACGUCCAUGUAUGAGACUUCGGAACUGCCGUCUGCCUGGGCGGCCGGCUCCCUGUGGCCGGUCAGCAUGUCCUUCUGGCCCGACGACGACGUGAAGCCACGUUCCUCGGCGGGAAGCCUCCAGUCGUGUCUGCUGGACCUGAACGAACUGGACCACAUCAUGGAGAUUCUGGUGAAGUCCUGAUCUCCAUGACAACGUCACGUGCAGCCAGUCGAUCUGAGGUGUGAAGGUUCUGGAUUCUGGAUGUUUCACACUCUGAACAUGUGCAGACAUGAAGCUGAAUGACGCUCAUCCCUCGUUAACGAGGAACCAGAUAUGCACUUAUUGCUCGUGCCUCAAAGUAGACAAAAAAUAUUUAUUACAACUUUUAGUAUAAUUUGCAUAUGAAUUAUAGAUGUACUGAUCCACUUUUUUCACAACCAAUACCAAUAUUGAUACCGAUACCGAUAUCUAAGGUUUAGAUCCAAUCCGAUGCAGAAAAACAGCUGAAUUGACUUAAAAUGUUUUUUUUAAACACAGACAUAAAUGUGCUGAAUUACAAAUUUAUUU